Molecule: messenger RNA, 991 nt
Organism: Monopterus albus (swamp eel)
Lineage: Eukaryota; Metazoa; Chordata; Actinopteri; Synbranchiformes; Synbranchidae
Gene: znf740b
Product: zinc finger protein 740b
Exons: 6
Coding region: 374-991 (205 amino acids)
Source: RefSeq, a predicted model, not a curated record
ACUUAGUCUGCAUAUGCUCGAGGCUCAGCAGUGCCUCACACCCAUCCACACACACAACUCACACAUCCACGCCAUCUCCUUCAAUCCCUCACAAUCAUGGGAGCAAAUGCUGGCCAUGGCGCGUCAAUCAUGUGACGGCGCGUCUGACCAAUGACUGCUUUCCCCAGGGAGCACUUCCGGUGGCGUUUCCUGUCAGUGUUUGUAAACUGAGAAAAAAUUGGAAGUGCGACAAGAAAUAAUAAUCUACAAAACUCUAAGAACCGGAAGGCUUUGGCCCCUGAUGAUUUGGGUGGGUGUGGUCUCUUCUGUUACCCUUCAUUCUGAGUGAAGCUCCCUCUCUUCCCUCAAACACACACGCAUUCAAACCACGGCGAUGACACACCAUUCCAACAACUCUGUUCGAGACCAUAUGAAAUGGGCUGGGUUGCUGGGCUGUGAGGCAGUGCUGUCCAGUAUGGCACUGAUGCAAGCCAACAGUAUCCCAGGCCAAAAGAAGAUGAUGUCAUCCUUGGGUCAGGGGCACAGGACCAGCCCCGAGAGCCACCAAAGCCACUCGCAGCACAGCCACAACCAUCAUGGACACCAGGUUCACCAUGGACAACCCCACCACAGCCACAUGGGCCAUCCUUCAGCUGGGAGCUGCCAAUCCCUGCUGAUCCGAAAAGACGGUGACUAUCACUCAACAAGAAUGAUGGAUGGAAAGGACAUGCAGACAAACCAGAAUAUGCAACCCAAGAAGAAACACAAAAAAUCGGUGUCAUCCAACAAAGUUAAAGUGGAGCCUUUAAUUCCACAAAUUGAUAUGGAUGAUGACAGUUCCUUGAAAGUCCAGAAGAACUUCAUCUGUGAUCACUGCUAUGGAGCUUUCCGUAGUAGCUACCACCUCAAACGGCAUAUACUUACACAUACAGGUGAAAAGCCAUUUCAGCGCGUUUGUUUUCCACAGCUGAGAAAUGUGUUGUUUUCUGAGGAGCUUGAUGUUCACCAAUAG